AUGGACCCAGCUGGAACCUGCUGCCUGCCGCUGGGGGAGGGGUGUUUGCCCGUUGCCAGGCACCCGGGUUCUAUCCGGGCAUUUGGUGCCACCAUGCUGCUCGCACCGUCCUUCCUGCUCCUGCUGCCCCUGCUGGCCCUGCCAGCUCCCUCCCACGCCUGGUCUCGGCCCCUGUGGUACCAGGUGGGGCUGGACCUACAGCCCUGGGGCUGCCAGCCCAACAGCCUGGAAGGUUGUGGGGGCAGCCUGGGCUGUCCUGGCCACUGGAUGGGCCUGGGGAUGAACCGCAUCUACCCUGUAGCCGGGGUCACGAUCACCACGACCAUGAUGCUGAUGUUGGGCCGAGCGGUGCUGCAGCGGCGGCGCUCCCAGGCUUCUAAGUCUGAGCAUCCACAGGUGACCACUAACCUCCCUGGACCCUGGAAAUGGCGGACCCCAAUCUCAGACCACGCCCUGCUCCUUGGUGUCCUGCACAUGCUGGAUUCCCUCCUGGUCCAUAUUGAGGGCCACCUGCAGCGUAUAUCCGCCCAACAGGAGACCCAAAUAAAGGGGACUCCCGCCCAGAGUGGGUGA
Messenger RNA from Zalophus californianus (California sea lion), 573 nucleotides. It is a transcript of the gene TMEM89, whose product is annotated as transmembrane protein 89. The record is from RefSeq and is a predicted model, not a curated record. The transcript is spliced from 2 exons. NCBI's taxonomy places the organism in Eukaryota, Metazoa, Chordata, Mammalia, Carnivora, Otariidae. The coding region runs from base 1 to 573 and encodes 190 amino acids.